AUGCCGCUGCCGGUUCAGGUGUUUAACUUACAGGGGGCGGUGGAGCCCAUGCAGAUCGACGUGGACCCCCAGGAGGACCCGCAGAAUGCGCCCGAUGUCAACUACGUGGUGGAGAACCCCACCCUGGACCUGGAGCAGUAUGCCGCCAGCUACAGCGGCCUGAUGCGCAUCGAGCGGCUGCAGUUCAUUGCUGACCACUGCCCCCCGCUGCGGGUGGAGGCCCUGAAGAUGGCCCUGUCCUUCGUGCAGAGGACCUUCAACGUGGACGUGUACGAGGAGAUUCACCGCAAGCUCUCGGAGGCCACCAGGGACCUGCAGAGCACGCCGGACGCCAUCCCGGAGAGCGGCGUGGAGCCCCCGCCCCUGGACACGGCCUGGGUGGAGGCCACGCGGAAGAAGGCCCUGCUGAAGUUGGAGAAGCUGGACACGGACCUGAAGAACUACAAGGGCAACUCCAUUAAGGAGAGCAUCAGGCGCGGCCAUGACGACCUGGGCGACCACUACCUGGACUGCGGGGACCUCAGCAACGCCCUCAAGUGUUACUCCCGGGCCCGGGACUACUGCACGAGCGCCAAGCACGUCAUCAACAUGUGCCUCAACGUCAUCAAGGUCAGCGUCUACUUGCAGAAUUGGUCUCACGUGCUGAGCUACGUCAGCAAGGCCGAGUCCACUCCCGAGAUUGCAGAGCAGCGAGGGGAGCGCGACAGCCAGACCCAGGCCAUCCUCACCAAGCUCAAGUGUGCCGCAGGGCUGGCCGAGCUGGCCGCGCGCAAGUACAAGCAGGCGGCCAAGUGCUUCCUGCUGGCCUCCUUCGACCACUGCGACUUCCCCGAGCUGCUGUCCCCCAGUAACGUGGCCGUGUACGGCGGCCUCUGCGCCUUGGCCACCUUCGACCGGCAGGAGCUGCAGCGCAACGUCAUCUCCAGCAGCUCCUUCAAGCUGUUCCUGGAGCUGGAGCCCCAGGUCCGCGACAUCAUCUUCAAGUUCUACGAGUCCAAGUACGCCUCGUGCCUGAAGAUGCUGGACGAGAUGAAGGACAACCUGCUCCUGGACAUGUACCUGGCUCCCCACGUGCGGACCCUGUACACCCAGAUCCGCAACCGCGCCCUCAUCCAGUAUUUCAGCCCCUACGUGUCUGCCGACAUGCGCCGGAUGGCCACUGCCUUCAACACCACCGUGGCCGCUCUGGAGGACGAGCUGACGCAGCUCAUCCUGGAGGGGCUCAUCAACGCCCGCAUCGACUCCCACAGCAAGAUCCUGCACGCCCGCGACGUGGACCAGCGCAGCACCACCUUCGAGAAGUCCCUGCUCAUGGGCAAGGAGUUCCAGCGCCGCGCCAAGGCCAUGAUCCUGCGGGCGGCCGUGCUGCGCAACCAGAUCCACGUCAAGUCCCCUCCGCGGGAAGGGAGCCAGGGGGAGCUGACGCCGGCCAACAGCCAGUCCCGGAUGAGCACCAACAUGUGA
Molecule: messenger RNA, 1464 nt
Organism: Pipistrellus nathusii (Nathusius's pipistrelle)
Lineage: Eukaryota; Metazoa; Chordata; Mammalia; Chiroptera; Vespertilionidae
Source: the annotation of a GenBank genome assembly